This is a messenger RNA of Microtus oregoni (creeping vole), 1158 nucleotides long. RefSeq names its product NADH:ubiquinone oxidoreductase complex assembly factor 3 (gene Ndufaf3). Gene Ontology annotation, cellular component: mitochondrial inner membrane. The transcript is spliced from 5 exons. Gene Ontology annotation, biological process: mitochondrial respiratory chain complex I assembly. Lineage: Eukaryota; Metazoa; Chordata; Mammalia; Rodentia; Cricetidae. The coding region runs from base 332 to 1021 and encodes 229 amino acids. The record is from RefSeq and is a predicted model, not a curated record.
GCUGGGGAAACCUUAGCCACCCGCCCCGCCCACGGAGCCCGAGUCUCCAAAGCCUGGGAUUAGGGCCCCGGACGCUGGCACCACACCCUGACCAGGUGUUCAUAGCAGGGCCAGGUGCGCGGCUGCCCCGCCCCGGGCCCCGGGAGCCCGGGAUAAUGGCUGAGAACCCGAGGAGCAGGCCGCAGCUGUGGCCUAAACAAUACCCCGAGGGCACCCGUGCCAGCAGGUGUCCCCCACUCCUUAGGGACAGUCGGUGCAGGCCUGCCUGCGGCGGGGUGGGCAACAGGUGUUGGCACAAGAACCGCACGGGGGACCGAGUCGGCUGAGACAGAUGUCGGUGCCCACUGCGCGGGCCAAGUUGCGCAGUGCCCUCCGGGACGCAAGGGGCGCUGUGGCCGCGCUGAGCCUCACAGCGUUUCGAUCCCAUCCCUCCUGCGACCCGGUUACUACGCGCCGUGCAGCCAUGGCCGCGGCUCUUGCCUUUCGCUGCCUGUACAGAGCGCAGCCUGCGCGGCUCUGUCGCCUCGUCUAUCCGCUGUGGACGACCCCGCGACGUGGCCACCGGCUCUCUCCCGCGGAUGAUGAGCUGUACCAGCGGACGCGCAUCUCGCUGCUGCAAAACGAGUUCCCUCAGGCCGUGUACAUAGACAGCUACAACAGCAGAGGUUUCACGAUCAACGGAAACCGCGUGUUUGGCCCCUGCGCGUUGCUCCCACAGACGGUGGUCCAGUGGAAUGUGGGGUCCCAUCAGGAUAUCACUGAAGAGAGCUUCUCCCUUUUCUGGAUGCUGGAGCCUAGAAUAGAGAUUGUUGUGGUGGGCACUGGAAACAGGACUGAGCGGCUGCAUCCCCAAGUACUACAGGCCAUGAGGCAGCGGGGCAUCGCUUUGGAGGUGCAGGAUACGCCCAAUGCUUGUGCCACUUUCAACUUCCUGUGUCAUGAAGGCCGAGUGACAGGAGCUGCCCUCAUUCCCCCUCCUGGAGAGACUAUACUCCCCUCUUUGGGUCAAGCCGCAGAAUGAAACCUCAGAAGAGUCAAGGAGGGCACUGGCACUUUGCAGGGUGCAGGGAUGCCCAGUGCUUUCCCAACCCUCUGCCUGUGGGCACUUUCACCACUUGUCAUGCUUACCCAGAAUAACUUCUACUUCUACUACAAAUA